GCCUAAAAGUAGUUGCAACGUAACGCCUAAACAAAAUUCGAAUUUCCAUUCCCUUCAUCGUUUCCGAAAUUGGUCAUCGAAAAACCCUAAGCUAAGGAUGGGGAACACGGAGAAGCUGAUGAAUCAGAUCAUGGAAUUGAAAUUCACAUCGAAGUCGCUGCAGCGCCAAUCGCGGAAGUGCGAGAAGGAGGAGAAAGCGGAGAAGCUGAAGGUGAAGAAGGCGAUCGAGAAAGGCAAUAUGGACGGCGCACGGAUCUACGCGGAGAACGCCAUCCGGAAGCGCACGGAGCAGAUGAACUACCUCCGCCUGGCCUCCCGCCUCGACGCGGUGGUGGCGCGCCUCGACACGCAGGCCAAGAUGACCACAAUCAGCAAGUCCAUGGGCAACAUCGUGAAAUCGCUCGAGUCCUCUCUCGCCACCGGCAACCUCCAGAAGAUGUCUGAGACCAUGGACCAGUUCGAGAAGCAGUUCGUCAACAUGGAGGUCCAGGCCGAGUUCAUGGAGACCGCCAUGGCCGGAUCCACCUCCCUCUCCACCCCCGAGGGCGAGGUCAACAGCCUCAUGCAGCAGGUCGCCGACGACUACGGCCUCGAGGUCUCCGUCGGCCUCCCUCAGCCCGCCGCCCACGCCGUUCCGGCCAAGGAGGCUGACAAGGUCGACGAGGAUGACUUGUCUCGCCGCCUCGCCGAACUCAAGGCUAGAGGUUAAUUAAUUAAUUAAUUAAUAAUAAUGCUAUCACUUUGCAUGCACUGUUACUCUAUCUUAUUACAUAUCUUUCUGUAUAUUUAACUGAAUUCGGUUGGCUGGCUCUAAGAGUAAUAGAUAUUGUUGUGUGGACAUGGCUUUCAGGGGUUUCUGUUAUGCCCUCGUGUGAAUACUAAAUACUAUGCUUAUAUUUGCCUUUUCAUAUUUUUGUAUUUUGGAUUA
Cajanus cajan (pigeon pea) is the source of this 928-nucleotide messenger RNA. Its product is annotated as ESCRT-related protein CHMP1B. Gene Ontology annotation, biological process: vacuolar transport. The record is from RefSeq and is a predicted model, not a curated record. NCBI's taxonomy places the organism in Eukaryota, Viridiplantae, Streptophyta, Magnoliopsida, Fabales, Fabaceae.